AUGUCCUCAAACGCAGCAUCUACUGUGAUCCCUCCAUCCUACGAGAAGCUCCCCACAACACACAUCAAGGUCUCCCACUACCCUGCGGGCGCUGAAACGGCCACACCGGUUGUGGUGGUCGUAUUGAACCGGCCGGAGAAGCGCAAUGCCUUCACCGGGCCCAUGGCGGAGGAUUUGGAGAGGGUCUUUGCUAUGUUUGAUGUGGAUGAGCGGGUCAAGGUAGUCGUCUUGACCGGUGCUGGCAAUACAUUCUGUGCUGGCGCGGAUCUGGAAAUUGGGUUCCCCAAGGGACGUGAUGAGAAGCCGAUGGAUCAUCGAGAUAGUGGCGGUCGAGUAGCCCUCGCAAUUCACCGCUGCAGCAAGCCAACCAUCGCCGCAAUGCAAGGCUCAGCUGUCGGCGUUGGCAUGACCAUGACCUUACCUGCCCAAGGCCCUCUACCUCGUGUCCACGGGGAGCGUUCUCCCUCCACGUCUCCGCAUUUCGGGGGCCUGUUUGCCGAGACACUCGCCGAGCAAUCGGAGGUCCUGCCGCGGGCGUUGACGCUGGCGACCGACAUCGCAGAGAACACGAGCACGAUGGCGAAUGGACUCAAUCGGGCGCUGAUCUGGCGCGGGCCUGAGUCGGCCGAGGAGGCGCAUUUGUUGGAUUCGCCGAUUAUUUAUCAUAUGUUUGGGUCUAGGGAUAAUAAGGAGGGUGUUCAAUCUUUCUUCGAGAAGCGGAAGCCGAAUUUUAGGGAUACGCUGGUGGAUAAUGGACCGGCGAUGUAUCCUUGGUGGACUGAGGCGGAUAUUAGCAGGAAGCCGAAUAUUGUGAAGGGAGAUUCUAAGUUGUAG
This is a messenger RNA of Aspergillus nomiae NRRL 13137, 834 nucleotides long. Its product is annotated as enoyl-CoA hydratase/isomerase family protein. Lineage: Eukaryota; Fungi; Ascomycota; Eurotiomycetes; Eurotiales; Aspergillaceae. The record is from RefSeq and is a predicted model, not a curated record. The coding region runs from base 1 to 834 and encodes 277 amino acids. The transcript has 4 exons.